UUCAUGGGAUCGGGCGGUCACAUGAUUUUUUACUUCCGCGACUUGUGAUGCCGCUUAUUGACACCUCAGUACAUUGAGAAAUCCUUGGCUAGAUAUCUGACUUUGUUGGUGUUUGUGGCUCCUGUUAAGAGGUUUUAAUAUAGCAACAUCACAGCACUAGCUGUGAGAGGGACUCAUCAUGUCGGUGCUCCGAUUCAACAGCGUCUUUCUGCUGCUGCUGCUUCUGAUGGUGUUUGGACACUCUAACGGGACGGCUCCAUCAUUCAGCGUGGACUACGAAAACAACUGUUUCCGUAAGGAUGGGGAACAAUUUCGUUACAUAUCAGGAAGCAUCCACUACAACAGGAUCCCCAGGGCCUACUGGAAAGACCGGCUGCUAAAGAUGUACAUGGCAGGACUGAACGCCAUCCAGACCUACAUUCCCUGGAACUACCAUGAAGAGACUCCUGGCCAGUACAAUUUCAGCGGAGACAGAGAUGUGGAAUAUUUUCUUAAGUUGGCUCAGGACAUCGGUCUGUUGGUGAUCCUUCGUCCAGGGCCGUACAUAUGUGGAGAGUGGGACAUGGGGGGUUUGCCUGCAUGGCUUCUCAAAAAGAAAAACAUUGUGCUGCGAUCGUCUGACCCCGAUUACAUUGCAGCUGUGGAUAAAUGGAUGGGGAAGCUGUUACCCAUGAUGAAGCCUUACCUCUAUCAGAACGGAGGCCCCAUCAUCACUGUACAGGUGGAGAAUGAAUAUGGCAGCUACUUUGCCUGUGACUACAACUACAUGCGUCACCUAACCAAAGUGUUCAGAGCUCAACUGGGAGACGAGGUGGUGCUGUUCACCACAGAUGGUGCCGGGGUGAAUUACCUAAAGUGUGGCUCAAUACAAGGCCUCUAUGCCACCGUAGAUUUUGGUUCCGGUGCAAAUAUAACUGCUGCCUUUGCAGCACAGCGACAUGCUGAACCUUAUGGGCCUUUGGUGAACUCUGAGUUUUACACUGGAUGGCUGGACCACUGGGGAUCCCGUCACUCUGUCGUGUCGUCCGCUGUAGUGGCCAAGUCCCUCAGCCAGAUGCUGGCUGUGGAAGCAAAUGUUAACCUGUACAUGUUCAUAGGCGGAUCAAACUUUGGCUACUGGAAUGGUGCAAACUCUCCAUAUGCUGCACAGCCCACAAGCUAUGACUAUGACGCCCCUCUGUCAGAGGCAGGAGAUCUCACAGAGAAAUACUUUGCCAUCAGAGACGUUAUCAGAAUGUACAGUAAGGUACCGGAGGGACCGAUUCCACCAGCAACACCAAAGUAUGCGUACGGUUCUGUUAAAAUGCAGAAGCUCCAGACAGUAUUAAGUGCCGUAGAAACGCUGUCAUUCUCAGGUCCAGUUAAAAGCACCUAUCCUCAGACGUUCAUUGACUUAAAUCAGGACUUUGGCUUUGUUCUGUAUAGAACGACCCUGCCUGUUAAUUGCAGCCAACCCACCCCUCUGUCAUCACCUCUGAAUGGGGUCCAUGAUAGAGCGUAUGUAUCAGUGGACGGGGUGGCAGUAGGGGUUCUGGAAAGGAACAAGGUCUUGAGUGUGAAUGUGACGGGAAAUGCUGGAAGUCAGGUGGACAUUCUGGUGGAAAACAUGGGCCGAAUCAAUUUUGGAAAAGACAUCAAUGACUUCAAGGGACUGGUGUCCAAUCUUAAUCUGGGACAAACCCCCCUUACCGGCUGGACCAUGUACAGUCUUAGCAUCGACGAGGCGGUCAGACAGGGCCUCCUCGGAGAACAAUCUCCCACACAAAGAGAUCCAGAUCAGCCUGCGACUCUUUCGCUUCCCGCUUUCUAUAAUGGAAGCUUCAUCAUUCCUGAUGGUAUUCCUGACCUCCCUCAAGACACUUAUGUCAAGCUGCCAGGCUGGAAGAAGGGGCAGAUCUGGAUUAACGGUUUUAAUUUAGGGCGUUACUGGCCCGCUCGAGGCCCUCAGGUGACACUUUUUGUGCCUGCCAGCAUCUUGAGCACAGCAGCACCCAACAAUGUGACCAUCCUGGAGCUGGAAGCAGAUCCAUGCAGCUCCCAGCCAUGCACAAUUGAGUUUACAACCACACCGAUCCUCAAUGCACCAGUCCUCUCUGAACCCAAACUGCGCAGGAGACUGUUUACUACAGAGGAUUUCCUGUGACAAUAAGGGAACUCUCUGUUGCACUAAAGGAAUCAGUUUGCACUGCAGGACUCGACAUAUGAGUCUGGAAUCAAUGAUUGAUUUGUGAAAUGGAUAAGCAUUUGAAUUAUUUUUUUUUUGCCCGAUCUACGUUAUGUAAAAAUCAUUUUGUUUUCUGAUACUAUUUUUCUAACUAUGUUUGCACCACUUGAUUGUAACAUGUAUUCAAAAUCUCUUCUUGUCUACUCUCAAGAAAACAAGAAGAUAAAAAGUAUUUAUCAAAGGGAUUAUAAGCAAUGUUAGCUGUGGCAUUUCAUCAUUCAGGGAACAUUACAUUUUUCAGAUGAAAACCACAUCAGGGAUAUAUCGGUUCAGAUGUGUAGUCCUAUGACAAAAACCAAUUGCUCUAUAGCUUUAAAUUAGUCAAAUGUCAUUUAUGAAGUAGUUAUAAUAUUUGUACAAGAUGUGCCUACAUCAUAAAAUAAAAACUUGAAACUUGAAAUCCAUCUUUAUUUUAAUACAACUUAACUAUUAUGCAUAUUCACAUUAUAGGACAGGCAGAUGUAUGGCAUCAAAUUUAAAGACAGGAUAGGUUAGUAUUGGUUUCUACAUUACACUCAUUCUUUAUUUGGGA
Molecule: messenger RNA, 2756 nt
Organism: Xiphophorus hellerii (green swordtail)
Lineage: Eukaryota; Metazoa; Chordata; Actinopteri; Cyprinodontiformes; Poeciliidae
Gene: glb1
Product: galactosidase, beta 1
Exons: 16
Coding region: 179-2143 (654 amino acids)
Biological process (GO): carbohydrate metabolic process
Molecular function (GO): beta-galactosidase activity
Source: RefSeq, a predicted model, not a curated record